Molecule: messenger RNA, 1612 nt
Organism: Hippocampus comes (tiger tail seahorse)
Lineage: Eukaryota; Metazoa; Chordata; Actinopteri; Syngnathiformes; Syngnathidae
Product: solute carrier organic anion transporter family member 2B1-like
Exons: 9
Biological process (GO): sodium-independent organic anion transport; bile acid and bile salt transport; transmembrane transport
Cellular component (GO): basolateral plasma membrane; apical plasma membrane
Molecular function (GO): protein binding; bile acid transmembrane transporter activity
Source: RefSeq, a predicted model, not a curated record
UAUGUACCGUGUUUGUGUGUGUUUGUGUCAGAUGAGGUGGAGCUGGAUCGCGGCGACCUGCGCUGGGUGGGCGCCUGGUGGCUGGGCUUCCUGGUGGCGUCGUGCCUUCUCUUCGUGGCGGCGCUGCCGUACUUCUUCUUCCCCCGGAGCAUGGCGCCGGAGGAAGAGUCGGAAGCAGACGAAAAGCGGCCGCCGGACAUUUUCCAGGAAGUCAGCUUUCUUCACUUCCUUAAAAGCUUUCCCGCCAUGUUGUGUCGGACCCUGCGGAGUCCCGUCUACCUGCUGGUGGUCCUGGCGCAGGUCAACCUUUCCGCCAUGGUGGCCGGCCUCGCCACCUUCAUGGCCAAGUUCAUCGAGAAGCAGUUCAGCCAGACGGCAGACUUCUCCAACGUGAUGAUCGGCGGCGUGAGCAUCCCUCUGGCCGUGUUGGGAACCGUGUCGGGCGGCGUCCUAAUGCGGCGCCGGGCUCUCGGUGUGGGCGGGGCCAGCAAGCUCUGCGCCGCCGCCAUCUUGCUCAGCCUUUGCUGCGCCUUCCCGCUGAUCCUCUUGGGCUGCCCCACGCAGACGGUGGACGGGGUCUUCCCCGCUCGGCGUGCGGCCACGCGGUGCGCUUCGACGUGUCGGUGCGCCCAGGAUCUGUUCCAUCCGGUGUGCGGGUCCGACGGGGUCGAGUUCACGUCCCCGUGUCGCGCCGGCUGCAUCGCCAUGGAAACGGACGGCGCCAACAAAGUCACGAACUUCACAGAGUGCGGCUGCGUGGGCGGGGCCGGCGGCUGGGCCGCGCCCGGAACCUGCGGCGGCCGGUGCGGCCACCUCCUUUGGCCUUUUGUGGUCCUGAUGGCCGCCACCUGUCUCACGGCGUCCUUGUGCCAGACGCCGUCCUUUGUCAUCAUCCUCAGGACGGUCUCGGCGCGGGACAAGUCUUUGGCGGUGGGCAUCCAGUACAUGCUCUUCCGGGUCCUGGCCUUCAUGCCCUGCCCGGUCCUCUACGGCUUCGUCAUCGACUCCACGUGCGUCCUGUGGGACCGCGAGUGCGGCAAGCAGACUUCCUGUCUCUACUACGACUUGGACCGCUUCAGACACAGGUUUUUGGGCGUCCAGGGGGUCUUCAUGUGUGGGGGUCUUCUGUGCUUCUGCUUGACGUCGCUGGUCCUGCACAGGAGGAGGGCGGGGCCUGCGGGCCCGCAGCCGGCCAAUCAGAGCGCCUAUGAGCUUGUGAGCGAGCGCAGCAAAGAAAAGGAAGUCAACCCGGGACACACCUGAGGAAAGCCUUUGGAGCCUUUGGGCCACAUUUUUCACAAUUCGCUUUCUGCCACAUGGACGAGUAGCGCUCGUGAGGCGAUGUCAUUCGUUGGUCUGGCGUGUUGGAUGGUAAUAUUCGUCAGGACAAAGGUGCCCUCGUACAAAGUACGUGGACCUUCAGCUAGAUGCCGAGGCAUUUUUUUUCGUCACCUGCGAUCUAGCUGCAGUUCCACUGAUGUCCACCAGGCUCACUUGCGCUAACCCGAACCCAACGCUACUUCCUGUCGCCCUGCUAGCCACACGCUAAUGUAAUGCAGCCUAUGCUUCGUGCCGCCAUCUUGUCUCCGACAACCAGUUUACAUGUCUGGCA